Messenger RNA from Etheostoma spectabile (orangethroat darter), 1437 nucleotides. RefSeq names its product synaptotagmin Va (gene syt5a). Gene Ontology annotation, cellular component: synaptic vesicle membrane; exocytic vesicle; dense core granule. Gene Ontology annotation, molecular function: calcium ion binding; SNARE binding; phosphatidylserine binding. NCBI's taxonomy places the organism in Eukaryota, Metazoa, Chordata, Actinopteri, Perciformes, Percidae. Bases 192 to 1427 code for a protein of 411 amino acids. The record is from RefSeq and is a predicted model, not a curated record. Gene Ontology annotation, biological process: synaptic vesicle endocytosis; calcium ion-regulated exocytosis of neurotransmitter. The transcript is spliced from 10 exons.
GUAAGUCGUUGGCAGUGAGGGAUAUUGUGGAGAUUAACACAGACGGGGGAGGGGGACGAGAGAGAGAGGGUGUUAUGUGCAACGACCUCUAAUCAGUCAGUGGUGGUGGAGUUGUCUGGAGCACAUUUGGAUGCAAAACAUAUUGAUAAAAUAACAACCAAAGGGAGGGACUGACUCUAAAAAGAGCAGAGAUGCGAUUGGUCAGCGUGGCCGGGGCACGGCUCCGCAGGGCGGCCGAGGAAGAGGAGCGGGAGCCCCCACCAGCUAACUCUUCCCCCUCGCACCGCUCCAACCACCAGUUCGCCAGCAUGAAGAGCAAGUUCUUUAAUGAGCUCACGCACCUGCCAAAUCAUAAACUCAACAUGCCCAUGUGGGCAGUGGGAGCCAUCGUGGUUGUAGUCCUUGCCCUUAUCGCCUGCAUGGGAUUCUGCAUCUACAAGAAGUGCUUCGGUGGCAAGAAGCCUAAGAAGGUCAGAGAAAGGAAGGCAGGACGAGGGCGCAGGAAGAAGGACAAAGACGGAGAGGAGGGAGAUGAUAAGAAGGAGGGAGAGGAAGGGAAGGAAGAUGAGGAGAAGGAAAAUCUUGGCAAACUGGAGUACACACUGGACUAUAACUUUACUGAUAACCAGCUGAUAGUUGGCAUCCUCCAGGCUCAGGACCUCCCAGCCAUGGAUUUAGGGGGGACCUCAGAUCCCUAUGUCAAAGUCUACAUGCUGCCGGACAAGAAGAAGAAGUUUGAGACCAAAGUCCAGCGCAAGAACCUCUGUCCGGUCUUCAAUGAGACCUUCACCUUUAAGAUACCCUAUAAUGAGUUGGGUGGUCAGAUUCUGGUGCUGCAGGUGUUUGACUUUGAUCGUUUUGGUAAACAUGACACCAUCGGCGAAAUCAAGAUUCCCAUGAACAGUAUAGACCUUGCACAGCCAAUACACGAAUGGAAGGAUCUGAUUGGAGGAGAGAAAGAGGAGCAAGAGAAGCUAGGUGAUAUCUGCAUUUCCCUUCGUUACGUCCCUACGGCCGGUAAGCUAACAGUUAACGUCAUGGAAGCCAAGAACCUGAAAAAGAUGGAUGUUGGAGGACUGUCAGAUCCCUUUGUUAAGGUGGUGCUGCAGCACAAUGGGAAGCGAAUAAAGAAGAAGAAGACGUCAGUGAAACAAAACACUCUGAAUCCUUAUUUCAAUGAGAGUUUUAGCUUUGAGAUCCCCUUCUCCAUGAUCCAGAAACUCCAGGUGAUAAUUACUGUGUAUGACUACGACAAGCUUGGCAGCAACGACGCCAUCGGCAAAUUCUGGAUCGGCUACGGUGCCUCAGGUGUCGGGCUACGCCACUGGUCAGACAUGCUGGCCAAUCCCAGGCGUCCAGUGGCCCAGUGGCACUCACUGUGCCCAGAGGAGGAGGUGGAUGCUGCUCUGAAGGCCCCCAUCCGCUAAACACACACUC